AUGCAACUUUUCCUACAGUGCGAUAGGGCAGACGGUCUCUCCCUGUUUGACUUCACUUCUGGUGCCUCUCCUACCCUUGCUGCUGAUGCUGACGCCACUGUUCGCUCACAAUGGGCCAUGCGUGAUGGUGCUGCUCGCCUUGCUGUGCGCCGCCACUUACCCACCACUGAGCGUGCACAUUUUAGCCAGUACAAGAGUGCUCAGACCUUGUACGACGCCGUAGUUGCACGCUACUCUUCCCCUGCCACUUCUGCACUGAGCCGCCUCAUGCUACCGUACCUCUUCCCUGACCUUUCUGCCUUUCUCAAAAUCGCUGACCUCAUUACGCACCUCCGCACUAGUGACACUCGCUACCGCGCUGCGCUUCCGGCUGAUCGGUCGCCGCUGCGUCUGCCCCGAGCGGAAGACGCCGCACUGGCAAGGGCAAGGGAGGCAAGGGUGCCGGAGGGGGUGGAGGGGGCGGUGGAGGUGGUGGUGGAGGCAGUGGAGGGAGGGGGUGGUGGUGGGAGUGGUGGCAACGGCGGCAGCAAUGGAGGCGGCGGUGGCGAUGGUGGUGGCGGAGGGAGCGGAGGCAGCGGAGGUGGCGGAGGAGGCGGAGGUGGAGGAGGUUGUUAA
This is a messenger RNA of Closterium sp. NIES-65, 615 nucleotides long. Lineage: Eukaryota; Viridiplantae; Streptophyta; Zygnematophyceae; Desmidiales; Closteriaceae. The record is from the annotation of a GenBank genome assembly.